UGUUUGGAGCGCUCGACAUGCGCCUCCACCACACGUACGACCCGCGCGGCGAGCAGACGCCGUUCGAGCUCCAGCACGAGCUCGCCGAGCGCUACGCGGUCCUGCCGCCGCUGCCCGACGACCGCUUCCUCUGCUCGUUUGGCCACAUCUUCGCGGGCGGGUACAGCGCGGGCUACUACUCGUACAAGUGGGCCGAGGUGCUCUCCGCCGACGCUUUCGCCGCCUUCGAGGAGGCCGGCCUCGACGACGAGCAAGCGGUGCGCGAAGUCGGCCGCCGCUUCCGCGACACGGUGCUCGCGCUCGGCGGAGGCACCGCCCCAUCGGACGUCUUCCGCGCCUUCCGCGGCCGCGACCCGAGCCCCGAGCCGCUGUUGCGCCACUCUGGCCUCGCGUGA
This is a messenger RNA of Emiliania huxleyi CCMP1516, 395 nucleotides long. RefSeq lists its product as hypothetical. The record is from RefSeq and is a predicted model, not a curated record. The annotation marks the transcript as partial. NCBI's taxonomy places the organism in Eukaryota, Haptophyta, Isochrysidales, Noelaerhabdaceae. Gene Ontology annotation, biological process: proteolysis. The transcript has a single exon. Gene Ontology annotation, molecular function: metalloendopeptidase activity.